GUCAGUGGGCCAGCCGGUGAUAUCAAGCCGUGCAUAAUAAUAAACACUUUACGCAUUCAUUUGCUUCCGGACUGUCUAACUAACAGUUUCGGCAUAGACGACAGUUUAACUACUGCAUCGUAUUAUAAAUACGGAAUUUAAUAUGAAAGUUUAAUAAAUAAAUGUGAAAUCUGAAUAGACUGAUUAAAAAACUGACUGUGUUUUUGAAUACGCAAAAUUAUUGAAAUUGUAUCUGUGAGUAAUAGUGUAAUAAAGUUGACUGUGAAGAUGUGUGGAACACAGAUUAGGUGUAUAUUAUUAACAGUGAUGUGCCUGGAGGUAUCAAUCGUGUUUUCAGCACCGUUGCUACAAUUAUUGCAACCAUAUCAGAGGAUACCGAUGCCACCUUCCCAGCCGAAUCUUCAACAACAGUUAUUGGAACUGCAAACGAUGCAGCAGUUCAGUCCAAUGCAUCAAUACGGAAUGAAUCAACUUCGGCCAUUCAUAAUUUUACUUCCCGAUCAACCCGCAAACAUAAACUUCAACCCGAUACCAAAAAUAAGCGAUCGUAUCGAACACGAAUCCAACUCGAAAACGAAACAAGACGUCAAAACUAAAACAAAAGACGAAGAUGAGGACUCAGUAGUUAUAGAUGCUGAACCAAUACCUAUACUUGAAGAACAAAGAGUUUUUUUACUAAUACCAAAUGGGAAUAGAGGUUUAAUUGGAGACUUCAUAUCGGCUAUCCCAUUUCUGCCGAUAGAAAUAAAUGUCCCUGAUACAAUAUCUUGGGCUUACGACGGUAUUUCCAGUGGAAUUUCAGGUAUCAUAUCAAUAAUCGGCUCAAGAUUUCCGUUCCAAAGACCGCAGGAAGUAGUGUCAAUGAAGAAUGCUAAUUUUAAGUCAAUAGUUAAUGAUUUUCAAAUGAAAAAUAAUAUAAAUAAUAUUAGACCGCUAAUAAUUAUGCCCUUAGGGGGUUUAAGUAGACCGAUUACACCUUUUGUAUUGUAAACAAAGUAUAUUGUUUAUACUUAUUUAUUGCAGAAAACCAAA
Maniola jurtina (meadow brown) is the source of this 1032-nucleotide messenger RNA. RefSeq lists its product as uncharacterized. The transcript has 3 exons. Lineage: Eukaryota; Metazoa; Arthropoda; Insecta; Lepidoptera; Nymphalidae. The coding region runs from base 268 to 990 and encodes 240 amino acids. The record is from RefSeq and is a predicted model, not a curated record.